Messenger RNA from Didymodactylos carnosus, 1393 nucleotides. The record is from the annotation of a GenBank genome assembly. NCBI's taxonomy places the organism in Eukaryota, Metazoa, Rotifera, Eurotatoria, Philodinida, Philodinidae.
AUAUAGCUGUUUCUCAUGAAGGACGCGACAAAACAUUUGGUGAAAUUCAAUUCAAACUCAUCUUAAGUACUCAAAUAUCACAGAGUCUAUAUAUAUAUAUUACAAGACCACUGCAUACAUGGCAGUUAGAUGAAAUACACAAAUAGUGUUCCGCUAAUAAGGCCUAUGCUGAUGACUGUGUUCGAAAGUACAUGAAAAUAUUCAAAUCUUACUCACCAUAGUCAGAGGCUAUGGCAUAGACCUACUAUGUGGCAAAAAAGUUCUAGUGAGUUGAACCAAUCCGAGCACUUUAAGACUGCACGAAGCUUUCGAUCGAUUUUUUCACUUUGUAGAAUACGCAUUACAGUAUAUAUUCUGAAGUUGUUUUGACCUAGUGACAUUGUCUGACUAAGAAAUGUCUGACUAAAUGUCUGAGGAUCUUGAUGUCUAGUCAUCUUCGACGUAGAUAGAAUCUAGAUUUUCUAUCAUUCUGAAAUGAAUAAACAAAGUAUGCCAAUAACAAUUGACAAUAUUAUUUUUGAUAACAUUUAUUAAACUUCUGUGAAAGUACAUCUAAAUAAAAAUUUGCUUAGAUGGUUUCCAGAUUCGCAUUGGUAGUGACAAAAGUUGUGCAAUUCUUUCAAUGGUGCAUUUUAAUGCAGAUCAAGCACGUAUAGUCAGACAUUCAGAUUUAUUUUACGGGAUUCAUUAUAUUAAGAGUAAUGACAGAUAAUCAGACUUGACUGAAGUAUCUUUUACAGUUGUUAGUGAAGGUUAUAUAGCUGUUUCUGAUGGAGGAUGCGACAAAACAUUUGGUGAAAUUCAAUCACAUUAUUCUUGGAGACGAUUUGCUGCUGUUGAUUUGUUUUUAAAACGUUGUACUGCUUUUCAGAUUCGAAAAUCAGUUAAGCAACAUGUAGUUAGUAAACCAGUUGUUUCUGUAGGUGUAAUGACACGUUUACGGAUUGAUCUUAUCGAUAUGAGAACACGCCCAGAUUUGGGCAUUUGCGUUACUGAUAAUGGCAAAGAAUUUAUUGCUAACGUCAUUGUUGAAUUAAAACAUUUGUUCCCGGAAAUGUGUUUUAUACGAGGUCAUUUGCGUCAUCCACAUUCACAAGGCUGGGCGGAACGAGCUAAUAGUGUUUUAAUAGUUGCAUUGGGUAAAUGGAUGUCAACAAACAAUUCAGAUCGUUGUUCAGAAGGCCUUUCACCGGUUGUUUAUGGAAUCAGUACAAGAAUAUCAAGUGUAACAAAAACAACACCAUUUGAAGUCAUGUUUGGACAACCACCGCGUUCGGAUUCAGAUUUUUGUAAAGUUGUUAAAGAAAAUAAUGUUGAGGAUGAAGAUCAGUUACCAAUAGUUACUGCUGAAGGUGAUGACGGAGGAGCUGUUGAUAUACCAAGACCUCGAUAG